Molecule: messenger RNA, 1034 nt
Organism: Uloborus diversus
Lineage: Eukaryota; Metazoa; Arthropoda; Arachnida; Araneae; Uloboridae
Product: MAGE-like protein 2
Exons: 2
Coding region: 165-1031 (288 amino acids)
Source: RefSeq, a predicted model, not a curated record
GUUCGGUUUUGUUUUGUUUUGCUUUGCUUUGUUGUCCAUCGAUCGCUGUUAUUAUUGAAAAUACCUUUUCAGUAAAAUGUUGUUGCUUAACUAUGUGACAAAAGACACAAUUUAGUGUGUGUUCUGGAAAGUUUUAGUUCUGCAUUGAGUGUUGUAUAUUAGAAAUGGAGCAAGAUAAUUCCGUUUCGUGCUCUUCUGAAAGUAGUGUUUCAGAAAAUAGGGAUUUCAUAACAUAUUAUCAUCAAAUACAACCCUCUACAAGCAACUAUCAUCCAGUACAGCCCUCUGCAAGCAACUACCAUCCAGUACAACCCUCAGCAAGCAACUAUUAUCUAAUACAACCCUCAACAAGCAACUAUCAUCUAAUACAACCCUCAACAAGCAACUAUCAUCCAAUACAACCCUCAACAAGCAACUAUCAUCCAAUACAACCCUCAACAAGCAACUAUCAUCCAAUACAACCCUCAACAAGCAACUAUCAUCCAAUAAAACCCUCAACAAGCAACUAUCAUCCAAUAAAACCCUCAACAAGCAACUAUCAUCCAAUACAACCCUCAACAAGCAACUAUCAUCCAAUACAACCCUCAUCUAUCAGCUCUCAUCCAAUACAACCCUCAUCUAACAGCUCGCAUCCAAUACAACCCUCAUCUAGCAACUCUCAUCCAAUACAACCUUCAGUUAGCAGCUCUACUAACUAUUAUCCUGAUCCUUAUGAUAUAACUGAAGAUGAUUUACCCUCCAUUCCACUUUAUCAGCAUUCUGCAAGUAAUACUCAGCAACCUGAGUGCAAUUCUGAAUCUAAUCAUUCUGAACCAUCUCAAGCUUCAGCACAUUCGCAUGAAAGUUCAUCAGAUGAAGAAAAAUGUACCUGUAAUAAUGAUGAUUCCCCUUACGAUAGUGAAGCUGAAAGAAGAUCAAUUUUAGGAGAAAUUAUAGAUGAUAUUUUUGAAGAAAUAGUUAUAGAGCAUUGUUUUCGAAUGCAUCAAGCUGCAAAACUUGGAGUACUUACUUUUGAUGAUGCAACUGAGUAAGUU